CCAGUAUCUCCAGAUGCUGUUCCCAAGGAUCUAGGCUGUUUGCUAUUUAAAACUGCAAAGAGCAAUGGAGAGUUUAGGCAAAGACCACCCUUACUCGGACUCUUCUCUGCCACCUCCUGCAGCCCGCAAGGAGUACUCGGUGCCAGAUGUGAUCAUCACCCACCGCCUGAGAGACCGGGAGCUUCUGCGGAAGAGAAAAGCAGAAGCCCAGGAGAAAGACUCCAUUCAGUGGGAUCUGAGGGAGCAAGAGAAGAACAAACGACAGAGGAGAGGCAGAGGAGCCAGGAGAGGACGAGGCCGCCAGCUGGUGGUGGAGCCCAGCCUGGAGCCAGAAGCGGAGCCAGAACCCCAGCCUGACCCUCAGAAGGAGGCUGAGGCAGCGCCCUCCGAGCCGGCACCACCCGAGCCAGUGGCUCAAGAGCAGCUGCCCAUGCUGACCAUCCACGACCUGGUCACUGGGAUGCAACCAGGAGUGGCGGAGGAGAAGCUGGCAGUCAGGAGCCAGGAUCCUGUGGGUGAAGAGGAGCUGCUGAAACCAGCAGAAGCAGAAAUACCAGAAGUUCUGAACACUCCUCUGGAAUAUGACCACCAGGAUAAUGAAUUCCACAAGCACAUUCUAUUCUAA
Messenger RNA from Dryobates pubescens (Downy woodpecker), 625 nucleotides. It is a transcript of the gene HEMGN, whose product is annotated as hemogen. The record is from RefSeq and is a predicted model, not a curated record. Gene Ontology annotation, cellular component: nucleoplasm. Gene Ontology annotation, biological process: cell differentiation; regulation of osteoblast differentiation. The transcript has 4 exons. Lineage: Eukaryota; Metazoa; Chordata; Aves; Piciformes; Picidae. The coding region runs from base 65 to 625 and encodes 186 amino acids.